UGGAAAAGAGCAAAGCCACACAAAGAAAUAUCUCGAGUGGGCAAUAAUUUCCACCCAAAUAGUGGCAUAAAAGCUAGUUGCAGUCGGCGUGAAGGAGAUUGAGUUUGGAAGAAGUGUGAACGAUUCAAUUGGUAGUUUACAGCUGAUCAUCAAUGGCGAUGAUGAAGUGGGUGGGCGAUGGAUAUGAUGCUGUAAAGCCAAUUCCUUUAACACUGUUGAUGGGCUUCUUGCUGUCUUUGAUCGGACUACUUAUAAAUAUGAAGAGAAAAGCAGGGGGCAAAAUCCCACCUGGUAAAUUUGGAUGGCCAUUCCUUGGAGAAACGUUGGAAUUUCUGAAAUGGCAGAAAAAAGGAGCUCCUUUUGUGUUUUAUGACACUCGGGUGCAAAAAUAUGGCGAAAUUUUCACCACCCAUCUGGUCGGCCAUCCCACUGUGACCUUCUUCAGCGCAGAUGGAAACAAGUUUUUGUUCACCAAUGAGAACAAACUGGUGCAGAACUCAUGGCCUGCCUCUGUGGGGAAACUCUUCGAGAGGUCUGUAAUAAAUGCUGUGGGAGAUGAUGCAAAGAGGCUCAAGGGAUUGCUCAUGACCUUUUUGAGGCCAGAGGCUCUGCAGAAAUUUACAGGUCGGGUGGAUUCGAUCACUAGACGUCAUCUGGCUCAGUACUGGUUGGGUGAAGAGGAGGUCACUGUUUUUCCUCUCAUGAAAAUCUAUACUUUUUCUCUCGCUUGUCAGUUGUUUGCAAGUAUUGAAGAUGGCCCUGCCAUGGACAAACUUUCCCACGACUUCGAGCAGCUCGCUCAGGGAGUACUGCAGGUACCUGUUGAUUUGCCCGGGACAAGGUACCACAAAGCCAGAGUUGCACGUGACGCUCUUCGUGAACAACUUACUCAGAUUAUUGAGGAAAGGAGAAUCGCACUGAGGAAUGGAAGGGCUUCUGCUGAGCAAGAUCUGCUGUCUUUUCUCCUGUGUAAUAGAUCUGAUGACGAGGAAAGGAGUUUGACAGACGAUGAGAUCAAGGACAACAUAAUUUUGCUUUUGUAUGCAGGGCAUGAUACCAGUAGCUCUGCCCUAACAUCGCUGUUCAAAUUCUUGGCCGAAAAUCCUCAUUGCUACGAUCAAGUUCUUCAAGAACAAUUGGAGGUAGCAAGUUCAAAGGAGGAAGGGGAACUUUUAGAGUGGAAGGAUCUUCAAAGAAUGAAGUACACAUGGAGAGCUGUUCAAGAAACAUUUAGAUUACUUCCUCCUGCACAAGGAGCCUUUCGUAAAGCUAUCAAAGACUUCACUUAUAGUGGAUUCACUAUUCCUAAAGGAUGGAAGUACAGGCACACUGGACAAUAAAUGCAACCCACUUCAACUCUAAGUAUUUCAUUAAUCCAAAGAAAUUCGAUCCAUCUAGAUUUGAAGGAGCAGGGCCUGCUCCUUAUACAUUUGUUCCUUUUGGAGGUGGAAUAAGAAUGUGUCCAGGGAACGAGUUUGCUCGAGUAGAAAUAUUGGUCUUCUUACAUAAUUUGUUGAAGAAUUUUAGAUGGAAGUUAGUGGAUCCUGAUGAGAAAAUAAUCGUGGAUCCUAUGCCUCUUCCUCUCAAAGGAUUGCCAAUAAAACUUAUCCCCCACCUAAAAUAAUUCUAAAUUAUGAUUCUAAACAUUUUUCAUAUAUUUUUAAAUAUAUGUACAAAUAAUUAUUUAUAGUUUUAAAAUUUGUUUUUGAUCAAUAAAGGCAGAGCCAGAUUUAUAUAUUUA
Cryptomeria japonica (Japanese cedar) is the source of this 1741-nucleotide messenger RNA. RefSeq names its product cytochrome P450 716B1. Gene Ontology annotation, molecular function: heme binding; iron ion binding; oxidoreductase activity, acting on paired donors, with incorporation or reduction of molecular oxygen. Bases 153 to 1340 code for a protein of 395 amino acids. The record is from RefSeq and is a predicted model, not a curated record. The transcript has 4 exons. Gene Ontology annotation, biological process: sterol metabolic process. Lineage: Eukaryota; Viridiplantae; Streptophyta; Pinopsida; Cupressales; Cupressaceae.